Bradysia coprophila is the source of this 450-nucleotide messenger RNA. Its product is annotated as keratin-associated protein 19-2-like. NCBI's taxonomy places the organism in Eukaryota, Metazoa, Arthropoda, Insecta, Diptera, Sciaridae. The record is from RefSeq and is a predicted model, not a curated record.
AUGGCAGCUCGUCAAGUCGUAAACGUUGCUAAGUCUGGUGUCCUACAGAAGUUGGCUAUCGCUGAAUCGGCCGUUGGUGGCAAGGUUGCUUGUGAAGGCUAUGGCGCUGCUUCGUACGGUGCAUCAGGUUACGGUCAAGCUGGAUACGGCAGUCAACCCGCAUAUGGUGGUCAAGCUGGUUAUGGCGGUCAGUACGGGUAUAGCGGUGCAUACGGUUAUGGCAGUCCGUAUGGUUAUGGCAGCAAAGCUUACAGUCCGCAAGGCUAUGGACAACAAGGUUAUUCUUAUCCUUCUGGCUAUGGAACCGCUGGUUAUGGGGGUGCGUCUUAUGGAUCUGGAUAUGGACAAGGUUAUGCUUAUCCUUCUGGCUAUGGAAGCGCUGGUUAUGGAUCUGGUUAUGGAGGUGCUUCUUAUGGAAGUGGCUAUGGAUCUGGCUAUGGAAGUUAUUAA